GGGGCAGCCAGGUGUGCGCAGUGGUUCGUUUCAGUUGUCGCAAGGUGUUUUGGCUAACCACAUAGCACAGGUUUCACCCGCGGCACUGACUUUGGUAAUCGAGUGGCUCGCAUCUCAAAUGUCAACCGCCGAGCACUUGACCUUGUCAUGUGGUGGGUGUACUAAGGUUGCGAGAUGAGAAAUCUGUCGAAUCUUUUUCCCCCCACCUCAGCCCCUCCUGUACAACACAAACAAAUAGUUUACUGUCAAAAUUCAAUGUACCCUACCAUAUUUGGAUUUUUAGAAGACAAAUUGAAGAGCGGAGCACUACGGAAAGUCGAGGAAACCAGCAACAUCUGCACUAUCUUUGCCACUAACAUCCCCCAAUGCCUUUCAAGAAAACGCCGAAGGUCGGAAAGCAUCAGCUCAAUCCGUACACGCGCUUCUUUGAAGCUCAGAAAUCUCUGCCGCAGGAAAAGGGCGACUGUAAUGGCCAAAAAACGGGCGUCUACAAUCGUGAAAGCGUCUACGUCCUGUCGAAUAAGCCCCGUGGCAAACGACGACAGGCUCGCGAAAGUAAUCAACCCACAUGGCGACGUCGUGGGGGCGGGGUAAACGAGGACCACAUCAUGGUCGUUACGCAGGAUGACACGCAGCAGCAGAAGGAUAAGCCGGUAUUGACCGCCUCCCAACUAGAUUCCAUUUGCUAUGACGUCAUGAAGGAGCCGCCAAUGCAGUUUCAUGUGGAUGGCACUGACAUAGUGCCCAGUAUCCGAGGCUUGAGGCUGAGCGUCUGUGUGGAGCACACCCGAUUCCAACUGGUGGCGAAGGUGACCAGGAACAUGGGCUUUCAGCAUGUGCCCGAACAUAGACUCUGGAAUAUCCAGUGGUCUGAUUCGACGCCCCAUCACGAUCUGCUGCGAAGUAUGAAGCGUUUUCAGCAGAUCAACCAUUUUCCCGGCAUGGUGGAGAUAUGUCGCAAGGAUCUGCUUUCAAGGAACCUGAAUCGAAUGCUUAAACUUUUCCCCGGCGACUAUCGCAUCUUUCCCAAGACCUGGUUAAUGCCAACUGAUGCCUACAAUGUGUCCAUUUAUGCCGGGAAACACAAGCGCACUUUCAUCCUCAAGCCUUAUUCUGCCGGUCAGGGGCGUGGCAUCUGGAUAACCACUGAUCUUCGCACUGUGGCCAAACGGGAGAAGCUCAUCUGCCAGACCUACAUUGAGCGGCCCCUGCUGAUUGACGGCUACAAAUUCGAUCUGCGAGUGUAUACCCUAGUCACCUCAGUGGACCCUUUGCGCAUUUUCGUAUACAACGAAGGCCUCGCUCGCUUUGCCACCCACAAGUACGUGCCACCGACAAUGGGCAACAGCCACAAUGUGUUCAUGCACCUGACCAACUACUGCCUGAAUCGCCGGAACUCGCAGUACAUGGUGGGAAAUGGACCGGAGGCGGGUUCCAAACGGAAACUCAGUGCCUUCAACAAAUGGCUAGUGGAUCACCACUACGAUGUGGCCGAGUUCUGGGCAAGUGUGGAUGAUGCUAUCAUCAAGACGGUGAUCAGUGCUUGGCCCACUUUGAAGCACAACUACAACGUGUGCUUUCCGAAGCACGAUAAGAUACAGGCCAGCUUUCAGCUCCUGGGCUUCGAUAUCCUGGUGGACUGGAAGCUGAAGCCCUACAUCCUGGAGGUCAAUCACACGCCCAGUUUGAGUGCAGAUGAAUCGGUGGACAUGGAAGUGAAGCGUCCACUCAUUCGGGACACUCUAAACAUGCUAAGCACGGCUUUGGUGGAUAAAGAGCAGAUCAUUCGCGACGAUCGAACUGAACAUAGGGCCAGGCUAUUGAGGAACAUCUACAAUAAGAAGGCCUCUGCCCAGAUGCCCGGUUAUUCGUCGCCAACCCGUGAAGCUGGUGGCAACGACGUGCGACAGGCCUGUUCCAUUGGUGCACUCACCCAGCAGAUUGCCUGGGAGGAAAGCCACCUGGGAAACUAUCGACGCAUCAUGCCGCCGCGUGAUUGCGAAAAAGUCAACUACUAUUGCAAGUUCUACGAGCAGAAUAAGCAGCCCAUGUUCGCUGAUACACUUUCUAGCCGGCGACGCGAGGAACUGAAUCACCAGGCGAUGCAGAAACGCCAGCAGGAUCAGUAUCAGCAGCAGCAACCCAUGUUGUCUCAACGGAUGGGCAAACAUGUCCGUUGGCCAGGUGACCAGACGGAUGGAACUCAGGUGAAUCCAGUGAUCCUGCAGUCGAGGCGACGUCGUGAGGAGGCGGAGGCUCAAGCGAAGAAGCAUCGAGCUCUAAUCGCUCGCGAGAUUCAGCGCCAGAAGGAGCACCUGUUGGCACCGACUUGCGCCAAGGAGCGUCUGGGCAUCUGGCAAAGUGUGCGCCGGGAAAAGGGCCGCAAGUUCUCGCCCAAACGUAGUAGCAGCAUAACCAAAGCCCAUCGCCGGAAGCAGCAGCGGAAUCUUAGCCAGCGGGUACGUCAUCAGCGGAUGCUGGAAAUGGAGGCCCAACGGGAUGCCAAGUUCCUGGAGCAACACGCCAAAAAGCAACGACUUGAAGGUGGCAAGGUUGUGGGUCCAUGCGAAUCUCCGAGUAUAAGAAGCAAGAUCAGUGUUAAAAGCAAGGCCAGUGCAAAAAGCAAACUAAAGUCCAAGGGAAAGAUAGUUCUCAAAAAGGCAAUACUUCGGGAAAGCACCCACAGCCUGAUGUCUAAGUCGAAGGAGCAGCUGGUAUCUAGCUCCAAAACCCAACAAUCCCUUCACUGGACAGCAGGCACCAUCAGCGAAAUGGAAAGAGACCAGCAUCUCAGCUGGCGAAAGGAGAGGACCAAUCAGCUGAAUGACACACGACUCAGGGAAUUGAUCUUUUCUAAAAUGUAUGAAAACGGCCACCUGACCAAGAACGAUAUCAAGUGCUUUCCGGAUCUGCUUUACCAUAUACUGAGCAAAGAUUUCCAGGAAACGAAUAUUCCAUAGAGGGAUAGUGAUUUUUGCAUCUGGUUUUCUGGCCGAUCUGUAUGUGUUUUAGCUCAGUGAAUUGUCUUUGCAGCCAUUUUUUAUAUGGCCAACCCACUUGGUGUCGUUGAAAUUAAAAAUAAAACCUGCCGUCACAAUACUAGAAUGAAAACCUGGUUUUCUGAGUGAGGGAUACCAAUCAAAGUUCAAUAGGCCUCACACAUCGUUAUCUAUUGUUUUGCAUAUUUCCAUAAAGGCAACUUUAUGAGAGAUUUUCCGUCGCAAACUGUGGCAAACAUAAAAGAAGCACAUAAAAUAGCAGUUGCUGCUGAAAAGGGGAUAGUAUAAUAUGGUAUAGGCGCGGCAAGGAAGCAAGGGAACCACCUCAUCGAUUUGUCAAACUUACAUAGCAGAGAGGAAAAAAGAAAAAAAGGUACUACAGAGAAGGCUUCUAUCUUCAUAUGCACACUGAUAAAAAUAUAUCAUU
Messenger RNA from Drosophila rhopaloa, 3426 nucleotides. RefSeq names its product tubulin polyglutamylase ttll6 (gene TTLL6A). Bases 366 to 2960 code for a protein of 864 amino acids. The record is from RefSeq and is a predicted model, not a curated record. The transcript is spliced from 5 exons. Gene Ontology annotation, biological process: microtubule cytoskeleton organization; protein polyglutamylation. NCBI's taxonomy places the organism in Eukaryota, Metazoa, Arthropoda, Insecta, Diptera, Drosophilidae. Gene Ontology annotation, cellular component: cilium. Gene Ontology annotation, molecular function: tubulin binding; tubulin-glutamic acid ligase activity.